GGCAGUGAUUAUGAGCAAUGAGAGCUUUCACAGGCAACAAGAAGGCUGACCUUUCUCCCCUUGGGGAUUUGUAAAGGGCCAAGAAAAACAGGCCUGAGCAAAACCAGGUCAGAAAACCAUGGCUUCUGAUGCUAGUCACAUGCUUGAAGCUGCUCUGGAACAAAUGGAUGAUAUUAUUGCAGGUACUAAGGCGGCUGCAGAAUAUACAAAUGGCGUCUAUGAUAUUGUGUCACCGGCUCAGUCUAUGUACUUUGGCACACUCCAAAUCCUGCACCUGUUGGAAGACCUGAAGAUGGCAUUAGAGAUGCUCAAGGAUCCUCAAGAGAGAGAGGCUUUAAGGAAUCAGAUCCCAGGGACUACUGCAGCAUGUAUACGUGCCUGGCUAGAGGAAAAUCUGUCUCAGGUGAAUCAUCCUGCUUCUGUCAGUAAUGAAACCUAUCAAGAACGUCUGUCAAGAUUAGAAGGUGACAAAGAAUCUCUCAUAUUACAGUUAAGUGUUCUCACAGACCAGGUGGAGGCCCAGGGAGAAAAAAUCCGAGACCUUGAAGUUUGUCUCGAAGGACACCAACUAAAGCUUAAUGCCACGGAAGAAAUGCUUCAACAGGAGCUGCUGAGUCGAACGUUGCUGGAAACCCAGAAAUUGGACCUAAUGGCAGAAGUUUCAGACCUGAAGAUUAAGCUGGUUGGGAUGGAAAAGGAACAAAGCGAGUAUGAAGAGAAGCAGAGCAAAGCCGAGUCAGUAGUAAACCUGAUCAGUGAACUGCAAGAACAGAUGUGUAGACUGCAGUUGGAGAUUAAUAGUAAAAUCCAAGAAAGAAAGUCUCAAGAUAGGAAGCCAGACAUGGCAACAAUCGGCCCUCAAGACAGCACUGAAUCAAUGACAGAGACCCCUGCUCAGAAGAAUUGCUCUUGGUGUGAUAGUUUAUUACAGGAACUGAAACACCUAAAAAUUAAAGUUGAAGAACUGGAAAAUGAAAGGAGUCAGUAUGAAUGGAAACUGAAAGCAACUAAAGCUGAAAUAGCACAGCUGCAGGAACAGCUGGCUCUGAAAGACUCGGAGAUCGAACGAUUACAAAGUCAGAUCUCAAGGACGUCAGUAAAUCAUGAAAUUGCAGAAAGAGAGGAAGUAUAUAGGCGAAGGCUAAAAGAAAAACAUCAAGAGGUCCAACGUUUGAAAAUGGGAAUGGAAUCAUUAUUAGCUGAAAAUGAAAAAAAGGACCGCCGGAUAGAAGAGUUAACCGUUUUGCUAAGCCAGUACCGACGGGUGAAAGAGAUAAUGAUAGCGGUCCAAGGAACGUCAGAAAGAGCUUUGACUGGUUGCAGCGAAGAUGAUCUUGAGGCAACUUUAAGAAAGUGGAACCCCCUGAGUAAGACCCCCAUCGAACUAUAUAAGCCUGAGGCACCUCCAGGGGAAUUGACCCAUCCGAUGUUGCUGCCUCCACCUCAAAAAUUACUGGAAAUCAGAGGAAGCUCUCCAGUUCCUUCAAAUGCCCUACUUUCUACAAAUGGGGAAAGCUUGGAACUCCGAAACAGGGUCUUUCAGAAAAAAAUAUCAAGUAGUCUAGAAGACUUGCAAAGUGACUCUUUGGAAAAGCAUGUAGAGGAGAAGCCAGUAGAACGUGAUGUAGAACAAGAGGAGAACAAAUCACAUGUGAAAAGCAGCAAGUACCAGACUUUGCCCGGGAAGCUUCUUCGCCCUGCACACAACGGUGACAGUACGCCUGCUUCCCCAGAGGCAUGCCGCAUGAAUGGCAACGAGGACAACAGCAUACAGAGCCUCAAUCGCAUCAGGAGUGUCAGUGCACCAGUAUUAGGAGAUUCUGAGAAUAUGGACGGUACAAUGACUUCAGAUGAUCUUUCACCCUUGUCAUCUGGAACAGAAUCAGGUGCACAGUCUCCACUAUCUCCAGAAAAUAAAAAAAGUCCAAAAGGAAUAAAGAAAAUAUGGGGAAAAAUACGCAGGACCCAGUCUGGCAAUUUCCCAGGAGAUGAUCUGGGCUUGGUUGAGUUUCGGAGAGGUGGCCUCCGCGCAACAGCUGGACCUAGAUUGUCUCGGUCAAAGGAAACCAAGGGACAGAAGAAUGAUCAUAAUGCCCCCUUUGCCCAGUGGGGCAAUGAACGAGUUUGUAACUGGCUUGAGGACUUGGGUCUUGGUCAGUAUGUAAUUUUUGCACGCCAGUGGAUAACAUCCGGCCACACGCUUUUAACAGCAACACCACAGGAUAUGGAAAAGGAGCUCGGCAUAAAGCAGCCUCUGCACAGGAAGAAAUUGGUUUUGGCUGUUAAAGCUAUAAACACCAAACAAGAUGAUAAAUCUGCACAGCUGGAUCAUCUCUGGGUGACACGGUGGCUGGAUGACAUAGGUCUACCUCAGUACAAAGACCAGUUUCACGAAUCCAGAGUAGACGGCAGAAUGCUGCAAUAUCUGACAGUGAAUGACCUCCUGUUCCUCAAGGUCACCAGCCAGCUGCAUCAUCUCAGUAUAAAGUGUGCCAUUCAUGUGCUGCAUGUGAAUAGUUUCAACCCUCACUGUCUGCGGAGGAGGCCAGCAGAUGAGAAUAACAUUUCACCAUCUGAAGUAGUUCAGUGGUCCAAUCACAGAGUGAUGGAGUGGCUCAGAUCAGUAGAUCUGGCAGAAUAUGCACCCAACCUUCGAGGGAGUGGAGUUCAUGGUGGCCUCAUUAUCCUUGAACCUCGUUUCAAUGGUGACACUCUGGCAAUGCUUCUCAACAUUCCUUCUCAAAAGACUCUGCUAAGGCGCCACCUAACCACUAACUUCAGUGCGCUCAUUGGACCAGAGGCACAGCAAGAGAAGCAGGAAAUAACGGAAUCUACUGCUUACACACCUCUGACUACCACUGCUAAAGUCCGGCCAAAGAAACUUGGAUUUUCACAUUUCGGAAACUUGAGAAAAAAGAAAUUUGAUGAAUCUACAGAUUACAUUUGUCCUAUGGAUCCAAGUCCAAAUACAACCAAUGGGACUCAGAAGAGCUACGGUGCAUACAAAGUACAUAACGUGCUCCCUGACAAAGAAUUAGAUAAACUGGAUCAGAUGGAACAUUCUGAAGGGACAGUAAUGCAAAUAGGGGAACUUUCUCAAGGAAUAAACAACCUCACGACUAUGUUAAGCCAAGAUCAGAUGCUGAACGAUGAUAGAUUUUUAACGCCAACUUUUGACGAGUGGAGAUGAAGAUUCCAUAUGACCAACGCCACUCUUAAUACCUUGACUGAUAUUUCAAGAAAUGGCUGAUGCUGGCUGGGUGCUAUAUUUAAGAUUUUGCCACUGAAACGUAAAGACUUAAAUGCUUUCUCUCAAGUACCAUGUAGGGAUUAAAAGAAACACUCCAUAGUCUGGGUACUUUUAACACCUGCUUUCAAAGAAUCUAUGCAACACUUCUAAAAAUAGUGGGGAAAUCAGGGUAUGUGUGUGUGUGUGUAGAUAUAUAUAUUAAUCACAGUAAGCCAUUUUAGUGGUCAGUGAUUCAUUUUCUAUAUUUUGUAUUUCUGAAGACUUGACUACAGUACAGACUCAUUAAUUUUCUAAGAUAUAAUUUCUUUAUGAAUGUGUGUGUCCCGUCCCCCCCCCCCCCAAUAUUCCAGAAGGAAUAAAAGAAGCAAUCUCCUUGGAUUAGUUAUUUACCAGUAGUGGUAAAGCUGCAAUUAGUAGCCAGAAACUCCCACCAGGAGAAGUAGUAAUUCCCAGCCUGCACUGUGUUAACUAUCCUUGCAUUUUGUUAUGAGUUAUGGUUCUGCUCUGCAGGGAAGAGAACCUCUGCCUAUGGAAGAUGGUUUGAUGCAGAGGUAGUCUUGAGGAGUAGGUGAGCUACAGGAGAUGCUUUUCAUUAAAUACUGUUAAGUGCUCCAGCCUCGUUCAGGAGAAAGGGCAACCAUGAAACCAUAUGCCCGAUGCCACCCUUUAGGAUCACAUUUGCAGUUCCUCUAUAAGGAAGAGAUAAUGGGACACCCGCAUCACACUCUAGUUUCAUUUUACAACUCAACUCAGGUUUCCUACGGCAGAAAGAUCCUACUCUAAAAGACAUUCCAAAAAUCCUGUUAUUUCAAUAAAAAUGCCACUCUGGUGUUUCUUUGCUGAAUUCAAUUCAAUCCAGCUGUGAGAACUGCGAAGUCCAGGCUGCCAACCCCUAUUUCAGAAGAAAUGGAUCAUCGAAAUCCUGUACCAGAGGAACACCCUAGCGCAGUGGUGGCGAACUUAUGGCACGGGUGCCAGAGGUGGCACUCAGAGCCCUCUCUGUGGGCACGUGUGCCAUCGCCC
Messenger RNA from Gekko japonicus, 4273 nucleotides. It is a transcript of the gene PPFIBP2, whose product is annotated as PTPRF interacting protein, binding protein 2 (liprin beta 2). Gene Ontology annotation, biological process: neuromuscular junction development. NCBI's taxonomy places the organism in Eukaryota, Metazoa, Chordata, Lepidosauria, Squamata, Gekkonidae. The transcript has 30 exons. Gene Ontology annotation, cellular component: presynaptic active zone. The record is from RefSeq and is a predicted model, not a curated record. Gene Ontology annotation, molecular function: protein binding. The coding region runs from base 119 to 3190 and encodes 1023 amino acids.